AUGGACCCCGAGCGACCAUCGGUGCAAUCCCUCAGAGCGCAAGCCGAAGCCAAAUACGAAUCACAUUCAGCCGCGCUCCAGCAGCAAUUUAUCGAACAAGAACGCAUGUCCUCAUACACUGAUGAUGCCUUUGAGUGCGAGUCACCGCACGCAAUACUGACAAGCAGCUGCGGCGUGGGUACACAUCAACACCUUGACCCACAGACGACUGAAGGUGCAGGCGAAUCCUCGUUUCAAGGUGUGAACCUCGUGAACAACUUGCAUGUGAGGGGCGCGAGCGAUCAUGACGCACACGGUGGGCUGGUGUACGGAGAUUUAGCCCAGCCAAGACCGGAAAUCAUCCUUCGACGGAAGCGGUUCGCCGUACUUGUGGUGAUCACAGCCGCUGUCAUGUCAGCAAUUGCUGCCUGGCUCCGAGAAGGUUUUGUUGUGGAGAAAAGGGUUCCUGUGGUUGAUGCAGAGACCAAGACGGACAUGGUCAAUUCAUAUAUUGGUCUUAUGAUGGGCUUUAUCGAGUCCAUUAUCGCUCUCGGGAUUGAGGAAAUCUUCCCCGUCUUCGUAGUUUACCUCCACAAUUUACGAUGGUACCCAGGUGACGAUCCAGCGACUAAGAAGCAAAGCAAGCUUAAGAAGUUUGCCCUCACGAUCUUCAUUCCGGCUGUUAUGAUGGCAGUAAGCAGCUCCCUAUCUGCUGUGCAGGCCAAUCAAAAGGAAGAUAACUCGGUAGUUGGUAGCAGUAAUCCAGCCACGACAACGAGGUUUUUGUCGCAGCAAGAUAUGAAUUUGGGGGAAUCAGGUUUGGGAGACACUAUCUUGAAGACAGCUUUAGCUCGGAAGGUGGAACCUAUGCAGCCUGUGAAAACGUCACGUUGCCCCCCCACACAAAAGGAGUUGUUCACAGAGGAUACGCUACUGGCUGCAAGUCCGAAGGUUAUCUUUGGGUUUCCUGUGAAAGACUGGAGCAUUGAGUUUGGGAAUGAAUGGCCAUUCCAAGAAGAGACACAGCGCUGCGAGAUCUCAUACAACAGUGCUGGUGGGUUUGCUGAUGAGGCAUACAUGUGUGAAAUUAUGCCACUAGCCAUGGCAUGCGAUCUCUGGGCACAGGGUAAAGCACAUUUCUUCGGGAGUCCGAGUGCUGAUAUUUACAGUAAACUAGACUCGCGCCCAUCAAGUAUGGGCGAGCUCUUUGAUCAUGUCGUCAAUUCAUUACUCAAAGCAGGGCUGCCAUUAAUCAAAGAUGCAAAUGUCGAUGCUUCUUUUGAGACAAGAGCUCUAAGCCCAUCAAUGAAAUUGCAGGUCAUGACGCUUGAGCUGCCUCUGCGCAGCACAACUAACACUACAGUUGUUUGUAGUGAAACCAGCUGUUCAUUGCUGGUUCCCUACUCAAAUGCUAAAUUGCGUUUUCCACGAAAGCAGGCUGGAAUGGCACCAGGGAAUACGUCCAACUCGGUGUUUGUACAUGGUCUUACGGUUGUCAAUAGCUUCAAUUUUGAGGCAGCCGUAGUAAAGCGGUCAUUGGUGCUAUCAUUCGGACGCAUCACGUGGCAUUUUGCUCAAGCCGAUAAAAGUGAGUGUGGCUAUGCCACCUCCACAAAGGGAGAGUGUCAGGUGUUGCACCAUCAGCUCGGAAAUAGCAAUCGCCGCUUGGUAUUGGCAAAGCAGUGGCUUCCGCCUUAUCUACAACGUGAAAGUCGAAAUUUUCAUGUCUCCCUUGUUCAGCUGUUAGAGCCAAAAGUCAGACUUCACCCCGGACAGUUAAUGUUUAUGGAGCAUUUAAAGUCUUGGCCAAAAGAUUUCAUUUGCUCGGCUACAUUGGAUCCGUAUCUUCGAUACAUCAAAAACAACCACUUUUACUUUAAUGAAAAUGUAGUGGAAACGAUGGCAGCAUCAGCGCUAUUGUACAUCUUUCAAAACGCCAAAGUGGUAUAUGCAGCCCAUGAUGUGGAAGCUGUUAACGUUCAGCGACAGCUCGUUGACACCAGAGUACGCCGAGUUAGAAUUUUUUUGACAAAUACCAAGGUGGGCAAUGUGUGCACAUGGACGGGAUGUGGUGUCCUUUUGCUUUUAACAAUUUUAGUCUUUGUGUUGCCGAAUGAGCGAGCUCGCCUUGCACCGCCGCGUGGUGGCAAUGCACGCGCCGAAAGAUUUGUGGCAGUUCAGACAGAGCAGAUCUACCCAAAUUUAAUCUACAAAAAGCGCUUUUUAAUAGGCAAAACUGGUGAGGAGAUAAAGUUUGGCGAGUUUGUUGUCGAGUCGGUUGGUUUGCAUCAUAGGAUGGAGGAAGACGAGCAAAUAUUCAUUUGA
Messenger RNA from Plasmopara halstedii, 2304 nucleotides. RefSeq lists its product as uncharacterized. The record is from RefSeq and is a predicted model, not a curated record. The coding region runs from base 1 to 2304 and encodes 767 amino acids. The transcript has a single exon. Lineage: Eukaryota; Oomycota; Peronosporomycetes; Peronosporales; Peronosporaceae.